Messenger RNA from Megalobrama amblycephala (Wuchang bream), 3678 nucleotides. It is a transcript of the gene srrm1, whose product is annotated as serine/arginine repetitive matrix 1. The coding region runs from base 136 to 2979 and encodes 947 amino acids. Gene Ontology annotation, molecular function: RNA binding. Lineage: Eukaryota; Metazoa; Chordata; Actinopteri; Cypriniformes; Xenocyprididae. Gene Ontology annotation, biological process: mRNA processing; regulation of mRNA splicing, via spliceosome. The record is from RefSeq and is a predicted model, not a curated record. Gene Ontology annotation, cellular component: spliceosomal complex. The transcript is spliced from 17 exons.
AGGCAGCAUUUUUCAGCUUGCAGACGCAGUCCAGCAGAUUUCAGGCACGUGACCACUCAUCUUCCGGAAGUGACGGAAAAGCUGCCGCGCCGCAGUGGAUUUUGGGACAUCGUGCCAUAUUGACACACGACAGAAAUGGACGCGGGGUUUUUCCGCGGCACCAGUGCGGAGCAGGAUAACCGCUUCAGCAACAAACAUAAGAAGCUGUUGAAGCAGCUGAAGUUUGCAGAAUGUCUGGAGAAGAAGGUGGAUAUGACCAAGGUCAACCUGGAAGUCAUCAAGCCCUGGAUCACCCAGCGUGUGACGGAGAUCCUUGGAUUUGAGGAUGAUGUCGUCAUCGAAUUUGUCUUCAACCAGCUGGAGGAAAAGAAUCCAGAUGGGAAGAUGAUGCAGAUUAAUUUGACAGGGUUUUUGAAUGGGAAGAACGCUCGGGAAUUCAUGAAGGACCUCUGGCCGCUGUUGCUAAGUGCCCAGGAGAACAUCGCCGGUAUCCCGUCUGCCUUCCUGGAGCAAAAGAAAGAGGAGAUCAAACAGAGACAGAUCGAACAGGAGAAACUCGCCUCUCUGAAAAAAAUAGAUGAGGAUAAAAGGGAGAAGGAGAUCAAAGAGCGAGCUCAGUCAAAAAGCCCUAAAAGGAGGAAGUCCCGCUCCCCUGUGAAGCGCGACCGUAAAUCCAGUCCCUCUCGCUCUCCUCGCCGAAAACCGAGCCCGGCUGCCUCGCCGCCUUCUAGUCCGCCCAAUAAUAAAGAAGAACCAAAGCAAGAACCGGACCAAUCAGAGAGCUCCAAACCAGAGCCACUUGUUCAGGAGGCUUCCUCUACCAGUGAUCUGGUGGGUGAGAUGAAGCCGGACUCCUUAACAGAGGCUGUAAAAGAAUCCUCUCCAGACAAAACAUCCAAAUCGGAAGACAGGCCCAAACCCAGAGAACGGGACAGAGACAAGGAUGGACGGAGAGAUCGCCCACGCCACCGCUCUCGUUCUCCUCGCUCUCGCAAACGACCUCGAUCCCGCUCUAGGUCGUUCUCUCCUCGCCGCAGAAGUCCCAGGAGGCGAAUCUCUCCAAGACGUAGGAGCCCCCCUAGACGUCGACCUCCCUCUAGGCAUAGACGUAGCCGUUCACCUGUCCGCAGCAGGCGGCGCUCUCGCUCCCGGUCCUCCUCAGGCAGCUCCUCCUCUCGGUCACCCCAUAAGAGAGCAGGGAAACGUAGGUCAGUUACACCGCCCAGAAAACUUCCACGGCGCUUAGACCCCGCCAGCCCCUCCAGAAGACGAGGCCGCAGUCCUUCAGGACCAGACACCAGCCCUUCAGCUGUGAAGCACAGGCCUGGUGGAAGAAAUGACACACCUUCUCCAAAACCUAGACGGUCUGAUGCAUCAGAGUCUGAAGAGGAGAAGGUGGGCAAAGGGUCAACGGCAGAUUCUGUCCAGCAGCGCCGUCAGUAUCGGAGACAGAAUCAGCAGUCCUCUUCAGACACUGGUUCAUCCUCUUCUUCUGAAGAUGAAGGUCCAAGGAGGCAGAAUAGGGGGGCAGGUGCCAGGAAUGGAGAAAUCAGAAGGCGACGGAGCCAUUCACCUGCAUCACCACGGAGGCGACACAGAGAUGCAUCCCCAAGAAAGAGACGUUCUCCAUCACCUGCUGGCCGUAGACAUCGAUCACCCUCUCCUGUUCGCCGCCGCAGGUCACCCUCUCCUCCCCCGAGACGCAGAUCUCCAUCUCCACCUCAUCGCCGUUUCACUCCUCCUAUCCAGCGCAGAUACAGUCCCUCCCCUCCCCUAGCUCAAAAAAGGCGCUCAUCAGUGUCUCCUCCCAAACGUAGAAGGUCUCCAUCCCCUGUAUCCAAACAUAGAGGGUCUCCUUCACCUCUGUCCAAGAGGAGAGGAUCCCCUUCGCCCAUUUCAAAACGCAGAGGGUCUCCUUCACCCUUGUCCAAGAGGAGAGGAUCUCCUUCCCCCGUUUCAAAACGCAGAGGGUCUCCUUCCCCCGUUUCAAAACGCAGAGGGUCUCCUUCACCCAUGUCCAAACGCAGAGGGUCUCCAUCACCUGUGUCGAAGCGCAGGGCGUCUCCCUCGCCAGUGGCCAAGCGCAGGGCGUCUCCCUCGCCAGUGGCCAAACGCAGGGCAUCUCCCUCGCCAGUGGCAAAGCGUAGAGGAUCCCCCUCCCCUGUGGCGAAGCGUAGAGGGUCGCCCUCCCCUGUGGCCAAACGUCGCUCCUCUCGAUCCCCCAAACGGAGCCGUGGCAGUAGUCCAGGAAAAAGAGGUACUUCACCCUCGUCUGUUUCGCCUCCACCCCGCCACCGUAGAAGCUCUCCAAAUCCCCCUGCAGCCCAACGCGGCAGAGAUGCCCGCUCCUCUCCCUCUGCCCAUGCUACUCGAGUGUCUUCCAGUCCUCCAGCUCGAUACGGGCCCUCGAGUUUAUCCCCACAGAGACAAAGACGUCAGACGUCCCCAUCUCACAGCACCAGACCCAUUCGCAGGGUUUCCCGCACACCAGAACCACGCAAAUCUCAGAGAGGUUCUCAGAGCCCCCAGCCUGUUAGGAGGCAGGUUUCACAUUCACCAUCUGCUUCUCCUCCUCCUCCCACGGCUCACAAGCGACCUGCUUCAGUCUCACCCUCUCGUUCUGCUAGCCGUUCUCCACCUCCACCUGCCAAAAAGAACAGCAGUGUCUCCCCGAGCCCAUCACCUAACAAGAACUCAGAUGCAGAAGGUGGUAAAAAGAAGAAAAAGAAGAAAGAGAAGAAACACAAGAAAGAGAAAAAACACAAGAAGCAUAAGAAACAGAAGAAGGAGAAGAGUGGAGAAGAAAAGAGUGGAGGGGUGGCAGGAGGACACGGACAGGAAGCAGAGCCAGACUCUGACCAGAAAAAGGAAUCAGAGAGUGAAGUAGAAGACAGUUUGGAUGAUCUGGAGAAGCACCUACGUGAGAAAGCUCUUCGCUCAAUGAGGAAGGCCCAGAUGUCUCCAUCAUCUCAGUCCUGAGGGAUUAUCUACCACAUCCCACAUUUCCCUAUUUUUCUUCCACUCUGCAUUUUAAAUGUUUGAUGUUGGUUCAGCUUUAGAAUGUACAAAUUGUUAAAAUUCACCCUAGACUUGUUUGUUUUGGAUUUUUUUUUUCUGGAAUGUUUAUUGCUGAGGAGUUUUAUGAUGUGAAAAUGAUUGAGCAGCUGAAGCUUCUUGAUCAGAUUUUGUCCUUCUCCACCCUUAAAUACUGUCGACGACUGUUUAUCCCCCCUAAAAACAACUUUUUUUAGUCCCCAGUCCCCCUCAUGAUUCCUAUGUUGCUUUUAUAGUCACAAUGAAACAUGAAAAGCUUAUUUGCAGUUCUGAGUUAAUAAUGUACACGUUGGCCUGUGGAUUCUUGCUUCACUUCAGCAGGACUUUUUACGAGUGUUUUGUUUGCAUGGACGGCAGACCCCAGCGUGUUUGUCCUCUUGUGUGCAUGAUCCAUAAACCAAAACGCCCAGAGAGCUGAUCCAGCAGGCUGCUCUCUCUGUUCAUCUGAGCAUUGUGGCAACGCACGAGUGCUCUACUGUGCACAUGAGAACAAAUCAGAAAAGUCUGUUUUCAUCCUUUAUUUUUUUGCUUUAUAUUUUUUGUAACCUAAGUUGUGUUUGAAAUUGUUGAUCCCUGCAGUAAUUUCUGACUUUGAACAAAGUCACAUUAAAAUGUAAGAAAAUA